Neltuma alba is the source of this 4536-nucleotide messenger RNA. RefSeq lists its product as uncharacterized. The record is from RefSeq and is a predicted model, not a curated record. Gene Ontology annotation, biological process: telomere maintenance; DNA repair. Lineage: Eukaryota; Viridiplantae; Streptophyta; Magnoliopsida; Fabales; Fabaceae. The transcript has 7 exons. Bases 1 to 4536 code for a protein of 1511 amino acids. Gene Ontology annotation, molecular function: DNA helicase activity.
AUGGAUGGCAUGAUUCCAUCAUGUUCAACCACAGAUGUUGUUGUAGAAAAUGCUGAGGCACGGUAUAGGAAUCUAAGCUUUUGUUUUGACGGACCUUGUGACACUGGCAGUGAAGUUAGUAUAGAUGAGUAUGAUAAUGGUGAUCAAACUUCAAAUGCCUUAACAUUCAUUGAACCUGACCAUACAUCUGUGAAGGCACACAAUGGUCAAGCCACACAUAGCCAAGGUGAUCAAACUUCAAAUACCUUAACAUUCAUUGAACCUGACCAUACAUCUAUGAAGGCGCACAAUGGUAAAGCCACACAAGUUGCAGGAUACGUUGAUAUAGGGGAUCCUACAUUUAAACGCCAAAGAUGUGGUGCACUAAUGUGGUUCAAUGAGAAAGUUGGAUCAAACAAGUAUGCUAGAAACCCAUCAUUCUCAAUGUGCUGUCUUAAAGGAAAAGUUCAGCUUCCUCCUCUAGCACCUCCUCCAGAUCAGUUUGUAAGAUUAUUUUUUGAUAAGAAGACACCAUCUUCAAGAAACUUCCUCACAAACAUAAGAACUUAUAACAAUAUGUUCUCCUUUACUUCUAUGGGUGGUAAAAUUGAUUACUCAAAGAACUCUGGUGGUGGUCCCUAUUCAUUUGUUUUGUCUGGCAUUAACUACCAUAGGAUUGGAAGUUUAUUACCUCCUAAAGGAUCAAAGCCUGUUUACUCCCAACUGUACAUAUAUGAUACUGACAAUGAAGUAUGCAACCGUAUAUCUGCUAUAAGUAUCAUUAACAUUGAUAAUAAUAUUGUUGAUCAUAUCAAGAAAACCCUUGAUGAUGCCAACCAUUUUGUAAAACAAUAUCGAGCAGCAUCAUCAAUGAUCAAGAAUGACCAAAACACUGAUGUGAAAAUUUGUUUAAUCAGUACAAGAACGAAGGAUGGGCAAAAUUACAAUUUGCCGUCUACUUCAGAGGUUGCUGCUUUAAUUAUUGGUGACAUUGAUAUGAAUUUCGGUAGAAGAGAUGUUAUAGUUCACAAGUUGUCAGGCUUGCCACAAUGUAUUGAUGAAUUGCAUCCUUCCUAUCUUCCACUCCAAUACCCAAUAUUAUUUCCUAGAGGUGAGGAUGGUUAUCGUGACAAUAUAGAACAUCGUGAAGAGACUCUUUCUAAUACUAAGAAGAAAAAGCGGGUUAGUAUUAGAGAGUAUUUUGCAUAUAGGUUGAUGAUGAGGGAAAAUGAGAUGUCAACCAUACUUCAUGCAGAGAAGUUAUUCCAGCAAUUCAUAGUUGAUGGUUAUACCAUGAUAGAAGCUCAAAGGUUAUUAUGGGUCAAAAUGCACCAGAAGGAACUUAGGGCAGAUUUGUAUCAGGGAUUGACAGAUGCGCUAUUAACUGGAGAAAGAAGUGCAUCGUCCACAGGGAAGCGUAUAAUUCUUCCAUCUUCCUUCACUGGAGGGGCACGAUAUAUGGUUGGCAACUAUAAAGAUGCAAUGGCUAUUUGUAGAUGGGCAGGUUACCCGAGUAUUUUCAUUACAUUUACAUGUAAUCUAGCUUGGCAAGAGGUCACACGAUUGAUGGAAAAUGAAUCAUUAUCUAGUGCUAACAAGCCGGAGAUACUGUGUAGGGUUUUCCAUAUAAAGCUUAAGGCUCUAAUGGAUACAAUCAAGAAGAAGAAGAUAUUUGGUACUGUUAUUGCAGGUGAGUCAAAUUUUUGUUCUCUUCUUAUGAUAAUGUCAAGAUACUUUAAUGAUCUAUUGCUUAUUGCUUACUCAUUUAUUAUUCAUGCAACGUUCAUACGAUUGAAUUCCAAAAAGAGGACUUCCACAUGCACACAUUUUGUUGUUCUAGAUCAACGUGAUCAACCUAAAUAUCCGGAGGAUGUGGAUAGGGUAAUCUCUGCAGAAAUACCUAACUUGGAUGAAGAACCACAGUUGUAUGACUUAGUUAAGAGGUUCAUGAUACAUGGCCCAUGUGGUCGUUCAAACCCUAAGUCCCCUUGCAUGAAGGAUAAUAAGUACAGUAAGUAUUUCUCCAAGAACUUUGUGGAACAAACUAUUGUUGAUGAUGAUAGAUAUCCUACAUAUAGGAGGAGAGAUGAUGGGAGGACAAUUGAAGUCAAAGGCAUUCCUCUGGAUAACCGGUUUAUUGUGCCUUAUAACCCCACAUUGUUAACUAUGUUUGAAGCUCAUAUUAAUGUUGAGAAGUGUAACCAGUCAUCUGCAAUCAAGUACUUAUUCAAGUAUAUUAGUAAGGGAAAUGAUAGAGUUGUGGCAUCUAUUUAUGAGAGCGCUGGGGACGGAUCUUCAGGCAGGCCGAUUGAUGAGAUUCAACAGUAUUACAACUUUAGGUAUAUCUCAGCUUGUGAGGCAGCUUGGCACAUAUUUGCCUUUGAUAUACACCACAGGUAUCCGGUUGUUGAAAGGUUAAGCUUCCAUUUACCUAACCAACAAUGUGUUGUUUAUUCUAAUGCUGAUGAUAUUGAGGACCUACUUAAUAAGCGCCGUGUUUGUGAGUCAAUGUUCCUUGCUUGGAUGAAAAUGAAUCAUGAUAAUGAUUUAGCUAAAACUCUUACUUAUUCUGAGUUUCCACAAUAUUUUGUCUACCAAAGAAGCAAACGAUGUUGGAAAAUUAGACAGAAGGGAUUUACCAUAGGAAGGAUUACUCAUGUGUCUCCUUCAUCUGGUGAACUUUACUAUCUACGAAUCCUCUUAACUAAGGUUAGAGGUCCUUCAUCAUUUGAAGAGAUUAGAACAGUGGAUGGUGUUGUGCAUUCCACUUUUAGAGCUGCGUGCUUUGCUCUUGGAUUAUUACACGAUGAUAGUGAAUACAUAAAUGCCAUUAAGGAGGCGUCAGUUUGGGCAUCUGGGAGAUCAUUACGAAAGAUGUUUGUUAGCAUGCUUCUUUGGGUACAUAUAUCUAUAAGUGAGAAGGAAGAAGCUACCUUGAAAGAAAUCGAAUCAUUGUUGCAAGAGAAUGGGAAGACCUUGAAUGACUUUCCUAUGCUUCCAAAACCAGCAUCAUUUAGUCCACUUGAUAUCAGCAAUCAUCUCAUUUUGCAAGAGCUUGGUUAUGACCAAACAUCCAUGAAAGAAGAAUCGAACACUUUGAUCAACUCAUUAAAUUCAGAGCAGAAACAUAUUUUUGACUCUAUCAUAUCCUCUUUGAAUUCAAAUAUUGGUUCAUUCUUCUUUGUCUAUGGUUAUGGCGGAACAGGGAAGACAUUUCUGUGGAAUGCUUUGGCCUCUACUCUUCGAGCUAGAGGCGAUAUUGUUAUUAUUGUUGCCUCUAGUGGCAUCACUGCCACAUUAUUACCAUUUGGAAGGAUGACACAUUCCAGGUUUGCGAUCGCUAUACAAGUUAAUGAAGACUCUGUUUGCAAUAUCACACAAAAUUCUGCCUUAGCUAAUUUGAUUGUACAGACUGAGUUAAUUAUAUGGGAUGAGGCUCUCAUGGUGCAACGUUAUUGCAUCGAAGCAUUUGAUCGUACAUUGAGAGAUAUUAUGCAUGCUAAUUUCCCAUUCGGUGGGAAGUCAAUUGUGAUGGGUGGUGACUUCCGUCAAAUACUCCCUGUCAUACCUAAAGGUUCCAGAGCUGACAUAGUAAAUGCAUGCGUGACUUCUUCAUAUCUUUGGGACUAUUGCACCAUUUUUACGUUGACGAAAAGCAUGCGCUUAUCAUCUGUUUCUUCCAUCGAAGAACAAAAGGACUUGCAAAAUUUCUCAAAGUGGCUUUUAGAUGUGGGAGAUGGUAAUCUUGGUAUGCCUCACGAUGGCAUAGCUAAAAUUGAAAUCCCUGAUGAUCUUUUAAUCACUAAUUAUGAUGAUCCUGUUAGUGCCAUUGUAUCUGCCACUUACCCUGAUCUUUUGCAGAAUUUAUCAAGUUUUGAUUAUUUCAAUGACAGGGCUAUCCUUGCACCCACAAUUGAGGUUGUAAACCAAGUAAAUGAUUAUAUGUGUUCUCUUUUGCCUGGCGAACAUGUUGAGUACUUGAGUUGUGAUUUUGUUUGCAAAUCAUUCAACAAUAAUGAUUGCUUUAAAGAUUUGUACACGAUUGACUUCUUAAACACUAUCAAUAGUUCUGGAAUGCCAUUGCAUAAAUUGUCCUUGAAAGUAGGAACACCGGUGAUGCUGCUUAGAAACAUUGACCAAGCAUCAGGGCUGUGUAAUGGAACUAGGUUGCGUGUAACAAAACUUGGCAAGACUGUCAUUAAAGCAGUAACAUUGAAUGGUUCUAAACCCAACCAGAAAGUGUUGAUCCAUCGCAUGGAUAUGAAUCCCUCUGAAAGUCAUUUGCCUUUUCGAAUGACAAGGAGACAGUUCCCAAUCACUUUGUCAUUUGCAAUGACAAUAAAUAAGAGUCAAGGGCAAUCGUUACGUUAUGUGGGAUUAUAUCUACCAAAACCUGUAUUCUCACAUGGUCAGUUAUACGUUGCCCUAUCCAGGGUUAGGAGCAUGGGUGAUCUGAAGAUUCUUGUACACAAUGAUGUUUCUAGUGCGAGUAACUUCACUACGAAUGUAGUCUUCAGGGAGGUUUUUCGAAAUGUGGAUCCAAGCAUACAGAUUUAA